Messenger RNA from Hydra vulgaris (swiftwater hydra), 1959 nucleotides. Its product is annotated as equilibrative nucleobase transporter 1. NCBI's taxonomy places the organism in Eukaryota, Metazoa, Cnidaria, Hydrozoa, Anthoathecata, Hydridae. Gene Ontology annotation, biological process: transmembrane transport. Gene Ontology annotation, molecular function: transmembrane transporter activity. The record is from RefSeq and is a predicted model, not a curated record.
AAUUAGGAUUUAUAAAGAUGUUGCAAUUAAACUGGAAUGGAAGGUUUUACUCUAUUAUUCUUUUUGUGGCAUUAUUGCUAGAAAUUCUCGCGUGUGGAGGAGUUGUGUUUGGUUGGGCAAGCAUUGUAAUAAUUUUUAAAGCUAGGCACUAUUUUUUUGACAUGUGUACAAUUUCCUUAGUAAAUAAUAACAAUUUACCUUCAAAUAUUUCUGAUAAAAACAAUAUAACGAGUAGCAGCGCAGUAUAUUCUAUAUUCAAUUGUUCAAAACAAGACGAUAAACUAAACUUAGUUUUUACAAUAACCAUGGCAUUUAUGUGCAUCUCGCAGUUUCCAGCUGGAUUAUUUCUUGAUAAAUUCGGACCAAGAGUAACAAGAAUUGUUGGGGGACCUAUCUUUCUUAUCGGCUGCUUGGGAUUGGCAUUUAUCACUGAAGAUAAUGAAAAUUACUUGUUUCCAAGCUUUAUAGCAAUUGUCAUUGGAGGAGUAUUUCUUUCACUUUCAAUUUACCAGAUUAGCAAUACUGUAUUAUGGAGAAAAAGAGCAAUUGUUAUGUGCAGUUUAAAUGGAGGAUUUGACUCCUCAGCUGUUGUAUUUCUUAUUUUUAAGUUGAUUUACGAUACUGGAGUAAAGUUUUCUACUAUUUUGUACAUUUACAGUGGUUUGUCAUUAUUAUUAAUUACAUUUGUAACAGUGUUUCUGGUCCCUUCUCAAAUAAAAUUAAAGAAAUGGUCAAUUGAAGAAGAACAUUAUUAUAAAACAAGUAUAAAUGACUGUAUAGUUCCAAAGAAAACAAUUUAUGCUAGUAAAAUUAAUUCUGCAUUUGAAAGAACUGGAUCAAAUGUAUCAAUAUCCUCAUCUCAUCAGGUGCCUUCAUGUCAGCAGGUGCCUUUAUCUCAGCUGGUGCCUUUAUCUCAACAAGUUCCCACAUCUCUGCAGAUGACCUCAUCUCAAGAAAUACUCUCAUCUCAACACACACCCUCAUCACAGCAGAUACCCUUGUGUCAACAGAUAUCUUUAUCUCAACAGUUACCCUCCUCUCAACAGACAGUAUACAAUUUUUCUGUGGAGAAAACUGAAAAUCUAACACUUGAUGUUAGUACAUUAUCUUCUGCAAAUGGUAGCAUUUUGAUAGAUACACAAAAUAUUCCACCAUCAGUUUUUCGAUCCAUAUUCAGUCCACUAUACAUGAUUGAACUAAUAUGUUUAUUGAGCAUAAAUUUGAAACUUCAAUGCUACAUAGGGUCUCUGCAAUUAAAUUUAGAAAGGUUGACACAAAAUAAUUUGUUGGAAGUGAGUAAAUACAUCAAUAUAUUUGGAUACCUUCAGUUUUGUGGAAUUGUUAUUACACCUUUCAUUGGUUUAACAUUUAGAAGAUUAAAGAAUUCAGAAAAGCAGUCUCUUAAAAAAGAGGAAAUACUUGUCUCAGAUUUACGCUCUUCCAUUGCUCCUUAUUGUGUUCUUAACUUCUUAGGAAUGAUUUUUUGUUUAUUUGAUCUUAUCAAUAGUAUGAAAUUACAGAUACCAUCAUAUAUUCUUUGUGCAAUUGUUCGAGGAUUUUUAUAUGCAAAUCAUACAACAUUUAUUGGAAUAGCGUUUCCUUCAUCUCAGUUUGGAACAUUAUUUGGAUUUAGUCUAUUACUGGCAGGAAUAUUUGCUUUAUUACAAUAUGCUUUAUUUCAUCUGACUAAUCAUGCACUUGGAGGAAAGCCAUUUUGGUCAAACUUCAUACUGCUCUUAUUAGUGUCGUUGGGCAACGCAUACCCAUUAUAUGUUUGGUUGUAUUGUCGUAAAAAAGAAUCUAAAAAAUCUUUGGUAUCAACAAUGAAGCACAGUGUUGUAAUCGAAGAGUAAAAUCAUUUGAAACAGUUUAAAUGUUUUUAAUCAUGUUUUAAAAUUAACAAUAGCAAAGUUAAUGUAAUUUUGUUUUGAAUGUGAGAUAAAAAAAAAAUCGUUGUUA